Molecule: messenger RNA, 936 nt
Organism: Tupaia belangeri chinensis (Chinese tree shrew)
Lineage: Eukaryota; Metazoa; Chordata; Mammalia; Scandentia; Tupaiidae
Product: olfactory receptor 4K15
Exons: 1
Coding region: 1-936 (311 amino acids)
Biological process (GO): G protein-coupled receptor signaling pathway
Cellular component (GO): membrane
Molecular function (GO): olfactory receptor activity; G protein-coupled receptor activity
Source: RefSeq, a predicted model, not a curated record
AUGGAAGAAACAAACAAGUCCAUAGUGUCCGAGUUUAUUUUUCAAGGACUUUGUAAUUCAAGAGAAUUUGAGAUGUUCCUCUUGCUGCCAUUUUCAACACUCUAUCUAGUGACUGUUGUGGGCAAUCUAUUUGUUGUGUUAUUAAUCAUCACUGACCACCGUCUCCAUUCCCCCAUGUACUUCCUCUUAGCCAAUCUCUCAUUUGUUGACUUCUGCCUUUCUUCAGUAACCACUCCCAAACUGACCACAGACUUCCUAAAGCCUAAUAAGACCAUUUCCUUUAGGGGUUGCAUGAGCCAGAUCCUCUGUGUGCACUUCUUUGGAGGGGGUGAGAUGGUACUGCUUGUGACAAUGGCAUAUGACCGAUACGUGGCCAUCUGUAAGCCCCUGCAUUACUCCAGCAUCAUGGACAGACAAAAAUGCAUCUGGCUAGUUUCAAUAUCGUGGAUCAUUGGCUUUGUGCAUGCCAUGAGUCAACUGGCUAUGAUUUUGGAGCUGCCCUUCUGUGGACCCAGAGUAGUGGACAGCUUUUUCUGUGACAUCCCUUUGGUGAUCAAACUAGCUUGCAUGGAUACCCAUACUCUGAGUACACUGAUAAAUGCUGACAGUGGAUUCUUGGCAACAACUUGCUUCAUUGUCUUGCUGAUCUCCUAUACCUAUAUCCUGUUAACUGUCCGUCUUCACUCUAAAGAUGGGGCAUCAAAAGCACUCUCUACCUGCACUUCUCACAUCACAGUGGUGGUGCUCUUCUUUGGACCCUGCAUCUUCAUCUAUCUGUGGCCCCUCAGCAUCACCUGGGUGGACAAGUUUCUUGCUGUGUUUUAUACAGUAAUCACACCUCUCCUGAAUCCAGCCAUUUACACACUGAGAAACAAAGAAAUUAAAAGUGCCAUACAGAGACUGAUACAUCAAUCAGCACAUGAAUUCAGGGGAUAA